Messenger RNA from Cydia pomonella (codling moth), 3496 nucleotides. RefSeq names its product solute carrier family 2, facilitated glucose transporter member 7-like. Gene Ontology annotation, molecular function: hexose transmembrane transporter activity. The coding region runs from base 549 to 1706 and encodes 385 amino acids. Gene Ontology annotation, cellular component: membrane. Gene Ontology annotation, biological process: monosaccharide transmembrane transport. The record is from RefSeq and is a predicted model, not a curated record. The transcript is spliced from 11 exons. NCBI's taxonomy places the organism in Eukaryota, Metazoa, Arthropoda, Insecta, Lepidoptera, Tortricidae.
UAAUCUCUUAUAUUUACUACCCAACCAUUCUGUUUUUUACUAAAUUGACAAUACUGUUGUUUUAGUGUCUGAUGUAUACAUUUAAAGUUUACCUAAAUCAAUUCUAUUUUGCUAAGGCCCAAUGAUUCAGUUACAGAUGCAAGAUGUGAUGAUUUUAUUAAAAAACUUACACUGCUCAAGUAAGAUAUAUAAAUUACACUUGAGCACAAGAAAACCCAUCUUAAAUACGUUAAAUUUUGUUAAAUAACUAUAUCGUUAACACUUGAAUAACCACAAAACUCGAAAACCUUAUUGCAAAAACAUAGUUCCACCGAAGAUCAGUUAAGUUCCACCGAAGGUCAGUUAAAAAGCUGUUAGUAAAUUUCCUGAACGACAUACCAGCUAUCGGUUGCCACGGAUCCGCAUGUGCCGCGCUUACAUACGGUGUUGUGGGCAGUUGGCAUUGCGGCUGGGUGUGGCCGAUUCUAGUCUUCGGAGCUGCGUUGCCUGCUGCCGCUGAUAUUAUUGCUGCUGGUUCUGCUAUAUGCGCUCUCAGACGAUAGAUUAAUAUGUUUCCCACAAACGAGCAUCAACAGCUGACCAACAGCACCGAGUACAAGGGCGGAUGGUCUUUCUACUUAGUACUAGCUGGUGUCGCUACUACAUUAGGCUGCUCUCUACCCGUCGGCUACAAUAUUAGUGUCAUCAACACGCCUGCUGAGGUCCUCAAGAACUUUGUAAACGGGAGCGUGAUCGACCAUUACGAUGUGGUUGUUACUAAGAGCUGGAUGAAUGUGCUGUGGUCUUCGGUGGUCGCUAUAUUUAUCGUCGGUGGCUGCGCGGGUUCUAUACUUGGAGCUUCGCUGGCUGACAAGCUUGGCAGGAGAAUAGCGACACUUCUGACGACCGUGAUAUCGGUGGUUGGCGCCGUCCUGUUUCUAGUAUGUCAGGCUGCGAACUCUGUGGAGCUGCUCAUAUUGGGCAGACUCAUCGUCGGUCUAUCAGCCGGUCUAACCACGAGCAUUGUGCCAAUGUAUUUAGCGGAGUUGGCCCCAAUGGCCCUGGCGGGGGCCAUGGGGGUCGUGUGCCCCAUGGGGGUCAACGUCGGGGUGCUAGUGGGGCAGAUUAUGGGCCUUGACGUUAUUCUGGGUGAAGUUGACGAUUGGCCCUAUCUCCUUGCCGCCUAUGCUGUGCUAGUCAUUAUUUGUAUACCGGUUAUUUUUAUACUGCCAGAAAGUCCAAAAUAUCUUUACGUAGUUAAGAGGGAAGAGGAAACUGCUUUAAAAGAACUCAGCCGCCUCCGGGCCGUGUCCCCCAGCAUCCUCACGGAGGACCUGGAGCUCCUGCGGGAGGAGGCGCGCGCAGCAGCCGAGGCGAGCAGCCAGCCGUGGAGCAUGCUGCGCGUGCUGCGGGCGCCGCGCCUCCGGCUCGUGCUGCUGCUCACCUGCGCCAUGCAGGCUGGCCAGCAGACCAGCGGGAUUAAUGCUGUAUUCUACUACUCCGACAUAAUCUUCCGCGGCGCAGGCCUAUCUGCUAGAGGCUCCCAAUACGCCACCAUCGGCUGUGGAGCUAUUAACGUCUGCACAGCGCUGCUGAUGAUCAAGUUGCUGCCAAAGUUUGGACGAAGGCCGUUGCUGCUAGGAUCUAUAUUAGCGGCUGCUAUUUGUUUAGCUGCACUAGCUGUAUCUAUAAGAUUUUUGGUAAGUAAUUGUUACCCUGGUCGAUGAUUUUGACGCUAAACACGGUAUUUAGAGUUUUUACACAAUAAUAAACGAUACUAUUAUACUAAGACCUCCCAUUAUACCACAAUCGGCUGUGGAGCUAUUAACGGCUGCACAACGCUGCUGAUGAUCAAGUUGCUGCCAAAGUGUGGACGAAGGCCGUUGCUGCUAGGAUCUAUAUUAGCGGCUGCUAUUUGUUUAGCUGCACUAGCUGUAUCUAUAAGAUUUUUGGACGCGAUCUCAGGAAUGCCUUACGUGUGUAUGGCUGCAGUGUUCGCGUACGUACUCGCUUAUGGCUUCGGACUCGGGCCCAUCCCGUACUUCAUUGCUUCAGAAAUGUUCGAAGUACCCCCUCGCAGCGCGGGCAUGGCGUGGGGCUCGCUGGCCAACUGGGCCGGCAACUUCCUCGUCGGGAUGACCUUCCCCGUCGUAAGGGACGCCAUUGGAGCGUAUUCCUUCAUCAUCUUCUCCGCUGUCACUUUUGCACUCUUCGUGUUCCAGAGAUUGUACUUCCCUGAGACGCGCGGCAAGACUCCACUUCAAGUCUCGCAGCUCUGCAGCCGCGGCUUCCGCUCACGCCCGCUCUCCCGACAAAGCGUCUGACGUAGUACCACUUUAACCUAAUACUUAUUACCUGUGGAAUAGUAAAUUCUAAGUAAAUUCGUGUCCAUGUUUUGUCGUAACUGAAUUGUUGAAUUUCUUAUAAUGUACAUCUAUAAUCAGCCUUCGAGCAACACCGGCUUCCGACACUAUAUCUUAUCGUACAAAUUGGUUCUGCCAUUUUUUGCGGGGGGAAACGUACAGUCUCACUUCUCACCCACUACACACCAAAUCCAAUCUGAAAUGACAACACAAAUACAUAGAAAAUGACACACGUCAAUGACAAAUCUUGCUCGAUGUCUUUCUGCGUACGGACGAGUCACAAGUGUCACAACACGCACCGCGCUAUGCCCAGUUGGGCAUGUGCUUCGGCAGAGGGGAAAUAGCGUGAAUGCUCUCUUUCUGGUGUUGCUCGAAGACUUCAGCUGCCUUUGAGGCAAGAGUUCUUCUUAGCCAUUAUUCCUCUACUAUGUUUAUCACUUUUUGCUUCGACUAAAGCUCAAAACGUAUGCUGUGUGUGAAUUUUGAACAUUGUUUAGGUUAUGUACAUAUCAUGUACUUCCGUUAUUUUAAUUACGACGUAGACGAAACCAGACAACUUGAAAUAGGGAUUGUCAAAGUAAAAUUUGUAGCCACAGUAAAUUUACUGCCAUCUUUCGACACAUGAUUAAACUUUUAGAACGCUAUUUGACUUUGAUCCUUAUUCUUUCACUGAUAUGUGUUAAAUAUCACAAAGUGGCGCCAUCUACUAGAGCAUAGGCCAAAGAUUAUAGCGCCAUCGCUCGAAAGAAAUUUACUGUGGCUACAAAUUCUCUAUUUCAAAUUCUCCUUGGCGACACUUAGAGAAAAAAUAUUCAAGCAGCAAAGAUAGCAGUUGAUGGCGCUCUACACCUCCUAGAUCAUGCACUAUCAUUGACAUAAAUUUUACGCGACUUUCCGCCUAUGGUAAUAGUUCAAUAGACGUACCGACAUGUAAGAGCAGAAAUAUAAUAAAAUGGAACUAACCAAAUUCCAUGCAGAAUUGUUGCCAUGUUUAAGCAUUUAACGCCAAAAAUGUGACAGUUGCGAAGAAAGUGGCGCCCUCAUUUAUUUUCUACUCUUUCAUGUGGACUGUACUGGCUUCCUGUGCUUAUCAAUACAAUCUGACUUUAAUUGUAAUCUCUAAUUACUUUAAUAAUGUACUUAAAUGUUUUGUG